UGUCUUUCUGUCCCUGCUGUGUGUAUGUGGAGAUGAGUGCAUGGACACAGCGUGAUCCCAGCGAUUGAUGAUUACCCUGCUGUGUGUGUGAUCAGGUCGUGUUGUUGAGCUGGUGUCGAGACCUGAACCCGUCAUGGAGUCGGGAAAGCAGCUGACAGGCACUCUAGCCCUAGCAGUGUUUUCAGCAGUCUUGGGUUCUCUACAGUACGGAUACAGCCUGGGCGUCAUCAAUGCGCCACAGAAGGUGAUCGAGCAGCAUUAUGGGCGGUCCCUGGGGGUGCUCCCUGAGGAGCCUCUCCUCCUAUCAGAGAACGGUACAGGGACAGAGAAGCAGGAAGUGCAUCCCUCUGUGGUCAUGUAUUGGUCUCUGUCUGUGUCGAUCUUCUCCAUCGGGGGCGUGGUGUCGUCCUUCCUGGUGGGCUUCAUUGGAGACCUGAGAGGAAGGGUGAAGGGCAUGUUGAUGGUGAAUGUGUUAGCAGUAAUAGCAGGACUACUGAUGGUGAUGGCUAAGAUGUGGAAACCCCACGUCAUGGUCAUCGCUGGACGAUGUGUCAUGGGAUUCUACUGUGGUGCUAGGUCUAGAGUUCCUCCUGGGUAAUGACUACUACUGGCCGCUGCUGCUGGGUCUGUCUGGAGCUCCUGCUGUGCUACAGUCUCUACUGCUGCCACUGUGUCCUGAGAGUCCCAGAUACCUCUACAUCAAGAGAGGCAUGGUGGAGGAGGCCAAGAAGAGUCUGCGCCGUCUGAAGGGAGAGUAUGACCCAUCAGCUGACCUGGAGGAGAUGAGGAGGGAGAAGGAGGAGGUGGAGAAGGAGGUGCAAGUUUCUAUCGCCAUCCUGGUAUGUUCAAUAUCUAGUCUACUGAACAUCUGUCCUGUGGCUCUAGUGAGGGCCGGCAGACGGACGUUGACUCUGAUUGGUUUAGGUGGGAUGUGUAUCGUAGCCGUCGCCAUGAACAUCGGCCUCGUGUACCUGAGUGUCUACUCCUGGAUGUCCUAUGUCAGCAUGUCGGCCAUCUUCCUGUUUGUGUGUUUCUUUGAGAUCGGCCCUGGUCCCAUCCCUGGUUCAUCGUGGCUGGAGUUAUUCAGUCAGGGCCCAGGCCUGCUGCGAUGCUUGGCUGCACCAACAUGGACCAGCAACUUCAAUCAUAGCAUGACCUUCCCUUACAUAGAGGCUCUGUGUGGUAGCUAUGUGUUCAUCCUGUUUGCGGUGCUGUUGUUUGGUUUCACUGUGUUCACUUACCUGCGCGUUCCGGAGACCAAAGGGAAGACAUUUGAGGGAUACGCAGCUGGUUUAAAAAGGGAAGGAAACAGACACCCGGAACCAGAAAGACUGGAAACUGGUACUGCGGUACUGGUACCUCCAUCGAGCUGGAGCACGCUCAAAUCAGACUCCCACGGCCUGACAUGCUCACUAGUCCAUGGGGGCACAAGCUUUAGUUCACAGCCCUGCACUAACAUAUCUGAUUAG
Messenger RNA from Salvelinus sp. IW2-2015, 1469 nucleotides. The record is from RefSeq and is a predicted model, not a curated record. Lineage: Eukaryota; Metazoa; Chordata; Actinopteri; Salmoniformes; Salmonidae.